AUGUGCCUGGACGCGGAGCCCGACGGGCCUCACCUGGCAGAGCGGCUGAACUGGUUUGUGCGCCUGUGGGCUCCCCCGCAUUUGAAUUCUGUGCUUCUCAUCUUUCCUUCCCUGAAAAAGUUCUGCUUGUGCCACCAGCCCCCAGGCCUCUUCUCCGCGUGCAGCGUCACCAGCUGCUCCUGCAUCCAGCAGCCAUUCUGCGAUUUGGAAUUUGGUAUCUUCCAGGUUAAAUGUGGGGUUAUUCGCAGUGUCUGGCUUUAUGAAAACUGUCAAGUUUUAUCAACUCAGUGGCUUUUCUUUUAUACUUUUAGAUUUCUACCUGGACAAGGACUGGUACUAUACCCACAGAUAGGAGACAAAUUGGAUAUUAUUUGCCCCAAAGUGGACUCUAAAACUGUUGGCCAAUAUGAAUAUUAUAAAGUUUAUAUGGUUGAUAAAGACCAAGCAGACAGAUGUACUAUUAAGAAGGAAAAUACCCCACUACUCAACUGUGCCCGGCCAGACCAAGACGUGAAAUUUACCAUCAAGUUUCAAGAGUUCAGCCCUAACCUCUGGGGUCUAGAAUUUCAGAAGAACAAAGAUUACUACAUUAUAUCUACAUCAAAUGGGUCUUUGGAGGGCCUGGAUAACCAGGAGGGAGGGGUGUGCCAGACAAGAGCCAUGAAGAUCCUCAUGAAAGUUGGACAAGAUGCGAGUUCUGCUGGAUCGACCAGGAAUAGUGGUCCAACAAGACGUCCAGAGCUAGAAGCUGGUACAAAUGGAAGAAGUUCAACAACAAGUCCCUUCGUAAAACCAAAUUCAGGUUCCAGCACAGACGGCAGCAGUGCCGGACAUUCGGGGAACAACCUCCUCGGUUCCGAAGUGGCCUUAUUUGCAGGGAUAGCGUCAGGAUGCAUCAUCUUCAUCGUCAUCAUCAUCACGCUUGUGGUCCUGCUGCUCAAGUACCGCCGGAGGCACCGCAAGCACUCGCCGCAGCACACGACCACGCUGUCUCUGAGCACGCUGGCCACGCCCAAGCGCGGCGGCGGCAACAACAACGGCUCGGAGCCCAGUGACAUUAUCAUCCCGCUCAGGACUGCGGACAGCGUCUUCUGCCCGCACUACGAGAAGGUGAGCGGGGACUACGGGCACCCGGUGUACAUAGUCCAGGAGAUGCCCCCGCAGAGCCCUGCCAACAUUUACUACAAGGUCUGAGGCCCGGUACCUUCCCUCGCAGACCUGGGUGGCCGCCGCCGCGGCGUCGCCUGGUCGCCUGGUCUGACUGAGCCCGGCCGCGGAGCCGGCGGAGCCUCGCGCUGGAGAAGCCCGGAGCUGGACAGCUUUCUAGUCUGUAGCAUUUUGGCCUCGGUGACUGCACAUCUUCCCCGGGAGCUGGGAGACUGUGGCCGCGGUGCCACUGGGAUGGAGGGCGGCGCGCGUCCCCAACCAGGAGCCGCAGUCGCGCAGGCCUCGCCGCCGGCGCCCCGGGGACACAGGGCGCGCGGACGGGGCCGGGGUGUCACCUCCCAGCCUCUCUGCUCGGUGUCUGCCCUGCUGGGCACGUGGACUUGUCCCUCCGCUCGGACCUCGGGCUGAGCGAGGCUCCCCAAGAUCGCUAGCGUUCAGUGCUCACUGUCUCCUCCUUCUGUACCCCAGUGCUCCGCCGCGCCUCGCCCAGCCCCACGCCCACAUCCUGCACCACGAUGGGACAUGCCGCGGUAGCCCGCUCCGGAUGAGCAGGGUCCCUUUUGGAAGGCCGGAGGGUCCCCAGCCAGCCGGCUGGGCCGUCAGCGAGGAAGAGGAGGGGAGGGCUGGCCGCCUCCGACCCAGAGCGGGACGAGGGAAGGGAGCCUGGGCAGGUCCCGCAGCACUCGGGCUUGGCCGAGGUGCAGGGGGACGGCAGAACCAGGGGGUGUCGGGGCGGGCGGGCAGAGGGGCACGGCCAUCUGCUCAGGCAGGGCAAGACUAUCGCGGUACUGGCAAUAAGACGCACAGCUCCGGAGCUGUAGGGAGUCGGUCUGCUUAGGGUGAUGUGGAAGCAGACCCAGCUGCUAUACUUAUCACAUUUUAUGAAACACAGGGAACGCAUUUAGAAUAGCAGAGAGCCAAAUCUGACCUAGACGUUGAAAAGCCAAAGGUCCAGCAGGCUGUGGUUCCAUCUCCACUGACGUCAAGGAAGAAUUCUCAGCUAGGCAAAGGUAGGUCAGAGAGAGCCCCGGGCCCCAGGGCCGGUCCCGCCCCGCCCCGCCCCACUGAGCCUUACACACUUUGGUUUAUGGCGGUGCUGUGCCGUCGGGGCUGCGAGCGAGGCUGCGGGAGGGACAGGGUCUAAGCGAAGCACACGGCAAACCUCUCAGAGUCCUUAAGACGGAAGUCAAUAAUGAUGUCGAGGGGAGAAGGAAGAUAGGACGUAUUUAUAAUAGGUAUAUAGAACGCAGGGGAUAUAAGAUGAAAGAUUUUUACUAAUAUAUAUUUUAAGAUUGCACACAGUACACACCAGAAGAUGUGAAAUUUAUUUGUGGCAAUUAAGCAAUCCUGAGGCUCAGUGCUUUAAAAAAUGAAAAGAAAAAUUGGACAGCUCCUGGGGAAAAAAAAUUAAGAAACAAUAACCACUCCAAAAAUAACAAUCACGAGAGCUAAUAGGAAAAGGACAGCCCUCCAAAGGCGUCUCACGGAACUGGAGACCAGGAAAUAGAAGCCCCAACACCAGGAAGCCAAUGUGGUCGUACCAUCUGCUUGACAAGGACAAGAUGUCCCGGCACCCAUGUCCGUGCUGGGUUUUUCCUUGCCUUAUGGGCUGAAGUGUUCUCCAAAGUCCAGCAGGUCACCCAGAGGGGGCGCCAGGUAGUGGUAGACCCCCCUCUCCUCUCCUUUUGCCCCAUCCCAUCCCCACCCUCGCGGAAACUGAGAAGAGGAGACAGGAAACCUACUUUUUAUGUGCUAUGCAAAAUAGACAUCUUUAACAGAGUUCUGUUACUAUGGUAACGCUUUGCUUUCUGAAUUGGGAGGAGGAAAAAAAAAUGUAGCGACAGCAUUUGAAGGUUCUCAGACCUCCAGUGAGUACCUACAAAAUAGCGAGUUGUCACAGAAAUGAUUAUUCUCCAUCUCCUGAACCUGAAACUGUCGGUCCAAAGUGCGUGUGUGUAUGUGUGAGUGGGUGUGUGGCGUACAUGUGUACAUAUAUGUAUAAUAUAUAUCUCCAAUAUAUAUUAUAUAUAUCUAUAUCAUAUUUCUGUGGAGGGUUGCCAUGGUGACCAGCCACAGUACAUAUGUAAUUCUUUCCAUCACCCCAACCUCUCCUUUCCGUGCAUUCAUACAAGAUUUUCUUGUAAGCCAUCAGAAAUUCCUCAUAGGAUUGGGGAGAGGGACGAGGAGGGAAAACAUGGCAAAAAAAAGUCUGAUUUUAAUGAAAUCAAGUGUGUGUAUCCUCGGUUGGCUACCUUUGGGUUAUGUGCUAAACUGUGAAAAAAAAAAAAAAUCAGAUGAACUGGUGAAGAGUUACCUGCAACCAAUUGAAAACAAAAGUGUUCUGUGCGUCUGUUUCGUGUCUGGUGCAAAAAAUGACAAUCUACCAACGGUCCCCUUAUUUGGAGUUGGUUCUGCUCUGGAAAGUUACUGUAAAUGCCUUGCUUGUAUUCUCAUCCCUGGUCUUCGGGAUCGCACCAUCAUGUUUAAGUGAAGAAGGUGUAAAUAGGUUCCGAAUUUACUGUCCUUGGAUUUGGGGUGUUACAGUAGCCUUAUUCACGUUUUUAAUAAAAAAUACACAUGAAAACAAGACAGAAAUGGCUUUUCUUAUCCAGAUUGUGUACAUAGAGCAAUGUUGGUUUUUUAUAAAGUCUAAGCAAGAUGUUUUGUAUAAAAUCUGAAUUUUGCAAUGUAUUUAGCUACAGCUUGUCUAACGGCAGUGUCAUUUCCCCUUUGCACUGUAAGAGGAAAAAAUGGUAUAAAAGGUUGCCAAAUUGCUGCAUAUUUGUGCCGUAAUUAUGUACCAUGGAUAUUUAUUUAAAAUUUCGUUGUUCAGUUUGUAAGUAACACAGUAUUAUGCUUGAGUUAUAAAUAUUUUUUCUUCCUUUGUUUUAUUUUACUAGCCUGUCAUAGGUUUCCAGUCUGCUUUAGUUCCACAUCACAGUCAGCCCCUCCGAACACAAGAUCCGUGACGUCACAUUCCACGUCUGUUUCAAAACUGAAUUUGUUCUUAAAAAAAUAAAAUAUUUUUUUCCUAUGGAAAAA
Molecule: messenger RNA, 4209 nt
Organism: Chinchilla lanigera (long-tailed chinchilla)
Lineage: Eukaryota; Metazoa; Chordata; Mammalia; Rodentia; Chinchillidae
Gene: Efnb2
Product: ephrin-B2
Exons: 6
Coding region: 1-1194 (397 amino acids)
Biological process (GO): axon guidance; ephrin receptor signaling pathway; blood vessel morphogenesis
Cellular component (GO): plasma membrane
Molecular function (GO): ephrin receptor binding
Source: RefSeq, a predicted model, not a curated record